Messenger RNA from Leguminivora glycinivorella, 514 nucleotides. RefSeq names its product centaurin-gamma-1A-like. The record is from RefSeq and is a predicted model, not a curated record. Bases 248 to 514 code for a protein of 88 amino acids. The transcript is spliced from 2 exons. Lineage: Eukaryota; Metazoa; Arthropoda; Insecta; Lepidoptera; Tortricidae.
UGCUAGGGUGGUUCGCUCCUCGUGCUCGCAGCGAGUCGCUCGUUCAUAGCUUGUUUACUUUAUUUACAUCACAGUUCUAAUCAUUAUCAUCACAGUGGCAAGUGUCUAAACGAAUAAAGUUCAGUGUUGCAAAGGAAUUGGAGAUUAUAAAGUGUCGAAAGUUUCGUCGCGAUGUGCGGUAUCGUUCGCGUUGCGUUGAAAUGAGAAUGCAUCGCCCGGUGUGAAUUUUGUGGUGUAUCAAAAUCAAAUGUUCAGUUCGAGAGGCGCUAUGUGUAACCGGCAGCACUCGCAGGCGUGUUUGAACACGUCCCUGUCUAUAAGACAGGAGAUACAGAGGUUUGAGAGCGUGCAUCCUUCUAUAUACGCUCUGUAUGACCUUGUGGAGUUGGUGCCAGAUCCCCUACUGGCUCAGCAGAUUCGUGACCACGUCGUGGCUAUAGAAGGUAAUAUUUCCUUGCGAUUGAGAUGUGGGCGUCGAUUUAUCCAAGGUAAUCAAAAGCGAUAUUUAAAGUAA